Molecule: messenger RNA, 1227 nt
Organism: Penicilliopsis zonata CBS 506.65
Lineage: Eukaryota; Fungi; Ascomycota; Eurotiomycetes; Eurotiales; Aspergillaceae
Exons: 2
Coding region: 1-1227 (408 amino acids)
Biological process (GO): retrograde transport, endosome to Golgi
Cellular component (GO): cytoplasm; late endosome
Molecular function (GO): oxidoreductase activity
Source: RefSeq, a predicted model, not a curated record
AUGUCGGCUACAAGCGAGCGACGUGAGAUCGUUAUCGUCGGGGGAGGUAUUAUCGGGUGCUGCUCAGCAUACUACUUGACGAGACACCCUUCGUACGAUCCUGCACGCCACUCGAUCACUCUCGUCGAGGCCACUGAGAUUGCUGGUGGAGCCUCAGGGAAGGCCGGGGGUCUUUUGGCCUUGUGGGCAUAUCCGAGCAACAUUGUUCCGUUAAGUUACAAGUUACACGCCGACCUAGCGCUUGAACAUGGCGGUAAGGAGAGAUGGGGGUAUCGCGAGGUCGGCUGCGGCCAGGUGGUCGCGCGCGGUCGUCCGCUUGAUAAAAAGACAUCGAAUGGGGAAACGGGGGAGUCGGUUUCCCUCCAGAAGCGAAGCGCAGCUUCUCUCUCCAAGCUGAGAUCAGCUGGUGUUCCAGGGGAUCUGGACUGGCUGGUGCCGGACCUGUUGAGAGGGUAUGAUAGCAUGAGUCCGCCCGGUGAGACAGCCCAAGUCCACCCCUACCUCUUCACCACUUCCAUCGCCAAUCUCGCUGAGGAAAAGGGAGCGAAGAUCGUCAUAGGUUCUGUGACCGACAUUGUGCGCUCACCCGACGGUGUUGAGUCAGUAUCCUACACUGACAAGAAGACCGGGUCCUCGGUAUCCAUCCCAGCAACUGAUGUCGUCGUCGCCGCGGGGCCCUGGACAAAAUCGGUCUUUCCACCGGCUCCCAUCUCGGGGACCCGCGCCCACAGCGUAGUCAUCCGUCCGACCAGACCAGUGUCCGCCCAUACCCUUUUCACCAACAUCGAAAUCCCGGCCAAUUUCCACUCUGACAAGUCGUCGCGCCCAACCGUGGCCACGCCUGAGAUCUACGCUCGACCAGACAAGACAGUGUAUGCCUGCGGUGAAGGCGACCACGAAGUGCCUCUCCCAGAUACAACUGCCGAUGUCCAGGUGGAUCAAGCACGCUGUCAGGAUAUCAUUGAUCAGGUCGGCAGCAUUUCAGAUGAGCUACGAGACGGGGAAGUCACGGCGCGCCAGGCCUGUUAUCUCCCCAACGUCAGUGCUGCCAGAGGCGGACCAUUGGUCGGCCACACAGGCAUCAAGGGGCUCUACCUCGCUGCCGGCCACACCUGCUGGGGGAUCCAGAACGCCCCCGGCACCGGUAAGCUAAUCAGUGAGUUUGUCUUCGACGGCAAUGCGAAGAGCGCCAAGAUCGGUUCCCUGGACCCCAGAAAUUUCCUCUGA